AUGGCUGGAUCAAGUGGUGGUGAGUUGAGAGCACCAAUCUUCAAUGGUGAGAACUACGAUUUCUGGAGCAUUAGGAUGAAGACCAUCUUCAAAUCUCAUGGACUGUGGGAUUUUGUGAUCAAAGGAUUUGAUGGUAUGGAUCUGAAGAAGUCAGAUGAAUCUGAUGAUCAAAAAGAGGAGACAGAAGGAUCAAGUGGGAAAGGCAUACUUGCUGAGGUACUCAUGAAGGAUGCCAAGGCCCUUGGAUUGAUUCAAGGAGCAGUUUCAGAGGAGAUAUUCCCACGAAUAUCUCAUGAAGAGACAUCAAAAGGUGCCUGGAGUAUUCUGCAACAAAAAUUCCAUGGAGAUAAGCAGAAACUAGGUAUGGACAAGAGUUGGAUCGAUUUAACUGAUAGGUCAUCGAAUCAAUAUCUCAAUGGGCUUGAAAGUUUUUUGGAUUUUGCAUUUGACAACAGCCUAGGUGAUACAAGGAUUUAUUGUCCCUGCAAAAAAUGUUACAAUCGUUACUUUGUUACAAGGGAGGUAGCAAGAGCACAUAUAAUAGUUGAUGGGUUUUGGUCAAAGUACAAAAAUUGGACUCAUGGUCAGAGACACCAAUCAUUAUAUGUUGACAAAUAUAUGGGGAAUAGUUCUGCUUCAGUUGUGGAUGAUGAUAUAAUUGGAAUGGUACAUGAGGCAUUUGAGCAUCCAAAUUUGGAUUCUAGUAUGAGGAAUGAUGGCUCAACUGAAAAUGAAUAUGGUGAGGGGCCAAAUGAUGAGACUACAAAUUAUUUCAAAUUGCUACAAGAUGCAGAAUGUCCUUUGUAUCCGGGGUGUAAAAAUUUCACUAAAUUAUCAUUUAUUGUUCGGUUGCUACAUACAAAAGUACUUUGUGGAUGGACUGACAAGUCAGUGACAAUUUUGUUAACUCUUCUGAAAGAAGCUUUCCCCAAUGAAGUACAACUACCAGAUUCAUAUAACGAGGCUCGAAAGAUAAUGGAUGACCUGGCUUUCACAUACAAUACAUGGGAUGCAUGUCCCAAUAAUUGUAUGUUAUUUAGAAAUGAGGAUGAGAAACUUGAAUCAUGUGCUAUUUGUCACGAAUCCAGAUAUAAAAAAGUUGAUGGGCAGCCUACAAAUGUUGUGAAUGGGAAUAGAAAAAUACCUGCAAAACAAGUAAGAUACUUUCCAUUGAAGCCAAGAUUGCAAAGACUUUUUAUGUCAUCAAAAACUGCUUCGCAUAUGAGAUGGCAUGCAGAAGAGCGUACUGAUGAUGGUGUGCUAAGACACCCUGCUGACUCACCUGCAUGGAAAGAAUUUGAUGCAAAGAAUCCAGAUUUUUCUAGUGAAGUUCGUAAUGUUAGGCUUGGUUUAUCAUCAGAUGGUUUCAGUCCAUUUAGAACAAUGGGCAUACCUCAUAGUACAUGGCCUAUUAUUCUCAUGCCUUAUAAUUUGCCACCAUGGAUGAGCAUGAAGCAACCUUUCUAUAUUUUGUCUGUGCUUAUAGAUGGCCCGAAUGCACCUGGUAAUAAGAUUGAUGUAUAUAUGCAACCAAUGAUUGAUGAGUUGAAGGAAUUAUGGCAUGAAGGUGUAAAUACUUAUGAUGCUUCCAAGAAUCAGAUGUUUAAACUACGUGCUGCAUUACUCUGGACAAUCAGUGACUUUCCAGCAUAUGCGAAUUUGUCAGGUUGGAGCACUAAAGGUUUCGAAAAGAUAAGAGUGUCCUUUGAUGGCACACGAGAAUGGGGACAUGCACCAUUGAAACUUUCUGGGUCUGAUGUUAAAAGGCAAUUGCAAGGAGUACUGACUGAGUAUAAGAAAGAAGACAUCAGAAAAAGGAAAAGACAUGAAGUUGAGAAGAAUAAUAAUGAAUCCUACUGGAAGAAAAGAAGUGUUUUUUUCGAGUUACCGUAUUGGGACCAUAAUUUGAUUCGUCAUAAUCUCGAUGUCAUGCACAUUGAGAAGAAUUGUUCUGAAAAUAUACUAUGGACAGUGUUGGGUGUUGCUAAAAAAACCAAGGAUAACUUACAAGCUAGACGUGAUUUACAAGAAUGGGGAAUAAGGCAACCAUUACACCCACAAGAACGUGGUUCUAAUAAGGCAUACUUACCUCCUGCAUGUUUUACUAUGAAUAGGGAAAAUAAAGAUGUGUUCCUAAAAGUAUUGAAGGAAGUAAAGGUACCAGAUGGUUAUUCUUCCAAUAUUUCUCGACGUGUACAGCUAAAGGAACGUACUAUUUUCGGUCUUAAGAGCCACGAUCAUCAUAUACUAAUGCAGCAAUUACUUCCUAUAGCAGCACGUAGAGCUUUGCCAAAGCAUGUUGUUGAAGCAUUAAUCGAGUUCACCAAUUUCUUUAGGCAACUUUGCUCAAAAGUGAACUCACCAUCUGAUUUGGAAAAAAUUCAAGAUCGAAUUGUGCAUACACUUUGCCGAAUGGAGAAGAUCUUUCCAAUGUCCUUCUUCGGUGUAAUGGAGCAUUUGCCUGUUCAUCUUGCCGAGGAAGCAUUGAUUGCUGGAGCCGUCCAAUUUCGAUGGAUGUAUCCUAUUGAGAGGUAUCUAUUAACACUUAAACGUUAUGUGCGUAAUCGUGCGCAUCCUGAGGCCUCAAUUGCUAAAGGGUACUUGAUGGAAGAAUGCAUGAAUUUUUGCGCACUGUACUUAAAUGAAGUGGAAACGAAACUUCAUAGACCAGCUCGUAAUGAUGAUGGUGGUAGUGACCAGGGGCGGAUCCACAGAGGAGCAAGGGUGGUCAAUUGA
This is a messenger RNA of Prunus dulcis (almond), 2736 nucleotides long. RefSeq lists its product as uncharacterized. The transcript is spliced from 4 exons. NCBI's taxonomy places the organism in Eukaryota, Viridiplantae, Streptophyta, Magnoliopsida, Rosales, Rosaceae. Bases 1 to 2736 code for a protein of 911 amino acids. The record is from RefSeq and is a predicted model, not a curated record.